This is a messenger RNA of Coccinella septempunctata (seven-spotted ladybird), 1468 nucleotides long. It is a transcript of the gene Tcgr2, whose product is annotated as gustatory and odorant receptor 22-like. The coding region runs from base 182 to 1447 and encodes 421 amino acids. The record is from RefSeq and is a predicted model, not a curated record. Lineage: Eukaryota; Metazoa; Arthropoda; Insecta; Coleoptera; Coccinellidae. Gene Ontology annotation, cellular component: neuronal cell body; membrane; dendrite. The transcript is spliced from 7 exons. Gene Ontology annotation, biological process: sensory perception of taste.
UUUGAGUUUGUCUCCGCCAAGGACCAUUAAAUUUUCAAGAGCCGUUCAGAACGAACACGAAAGAAAUAGAUCGAUAUAUUGAUUUUUAAUCAUUUCAUAAUUCACGGGCAAAUAUUUGAGAUGCAAAACGUAGAAAGUUGAAAUGUCCCUCUGGUAGUUGGGCUUCAUCAGUCGAUCAACGAUGCAAUUAGCGGAUUUGGCAGAUCUGUACGGAAAAGAAUUGUACAUAAGAGAUAUUUCAAAAUGGUUGAGAGGUAGCGCAAGGGCUCAAGGUAUAACCAAAAGGUCGGAAUUAGACGCGAAAAACGUGGAAAUUUUGGAGGAACACGACCAAUUCUACAGGGACCACAAGCUACUACUCACUCUGUUCAGGGGUUUGGCCGUUAUGCCUGUGCAAAGAGCAACUGGAAAGAUAACUUUUUCCUGGACCAGUAACGCAAUGAUCUACGCCUAUUUUUUCUACGUAUUCACCACCAUCUUAGUGUUCAUGGUGGGCUACGAACGUUUCGAUAUACUGCUCAACAAAAGCAAGAAAUUCGACGAAUAUAUUUAUUCCAUCAUCUUCAUCGUGUUCCUGGUGCCCCAUUUCUGGAUCCCCUUCGUGGGUUGGGGAGUUGCGAACGAGGUGUGCGACUACAAGAACAGUUGGGGAACGUUCCAACUCAGCUACUAUAAAGUGACAGGAGAAAAUCUUCAGUUUCCCAGGCUGAGCAUCCUGAUAGUCAUUAUAAGUUCUGGGUGUUUGAUUGUAGCUGUAACUUUCCUACUGACCCUCAGUGCUCUCUUGGAGGGGUUCACCCUGUAUCACAUGACGGCUUAUAUCCACAUAAUAACCAUGAUAAACAUGAACUGCGCCUUGUGGUACAUCAACUGCAGGGCGAUAGGAAAUGCCAGUACAGCGUUCGCAGAUAGUUUUGAAAGGGAUGUAGAUGAAAGGUGCCCGGCAUACUUGCUGGCCCACUACAGGGUGCUCUGGUUGUCCCUCAGCGAACUCCUACAGAAGUUGGGCAACGCAUACGCCAGAACUUAUUCAACGUACUGCCUCUUCAUGAUGGCCAACAUAACAGUUUCCACCUACGGUUUCACCUCCGAAAUUUUGGAACACGGUAUCAGCUUCAGUUUCAAAGAGAUCGGACUGUUGGUGGACACCACCUAUUGCCUGACCCUCCUCUAUAUAUUCUGCAACUGUUCCCACCAGUCCAGCCAAGGUAUUUCUUACAGGGUACAGACAGCUUUACUCAGCAUCAAGUUGGGAAACGUCGACAAAGCUUGCGCCAAAGAAAUCGACCUUUUUUUGAUUGCCAUAAAAAUGAAUCCUCCGAAGGUAUCCCUCAAGGGUUACACAGUUGUGAACAGGGAACUUUUAACAUCUAGUUUGGCAACUAUAGCUAUAUAUCUAGUGGUUUUGUUGCAGUUUAAGAUGAGUUUAGUGAAUAUGGGAGUGUAGAAAUAAAAGAAAAUUAAAACA